Podarcis lilfordi (Lilford's wall lizard) is the source of this 24019-nucleotide messenger RNA. The record is from the annotation of a GenBank genome assembly. NCBI's taxonomy places the organism in Eukaryota, Metazoa, Chordata, Lepidosauria, Squamata, Lacertidae.
GGCCGUAGCCACGUGAUCCAAGAUGGCGGCGCCCAGUGGCCGUGGCACGCGGCUCUUCCGGUAAGGUCGGAGGCAGCAGCCGGCAGAGUCCGCGUCGCUCCGCAGCCAUGGCCGGCCGCAACAACAACAAGCUGCCCGUCAACCUGCCUCAGCUGCAGAACCUGAUCAAGCGGGACCCGCCUUCGUAUACCGAGGAGGUGAGGCCUAGGGGUCACAUAAUUCCCAUUCCCUGCGCCUUUGGAACUCCCUGCCUCUUGAGAUCAGGCAGGCGCCUUCGCUGUGCUCUUUGCGGCGCUGGCUAAAAAAAAAAAGCAUCAUUGUUUAGACGAGCCCACCCAGGUGCUUAGAAAGCUGCGGCGAUUUUGAUCUGUUUUAGGAAUUUAACUUUUGCAUGCUUUUAAAGUAAGGGUUGAGAGCUUUUCUCGAUUUCAUUGACUUCAUCCCCGGAGGCGCACUCCAUAGGCUCCCUAGGCAGACGGAUGCCAAUACCAAAUUGUUUUUACCAUUUUGGGUACGUGCUUUGAGGUCUUUAAAAAAACAAAACAUCUCAAAUGCAGGUGUUUAAAGCAUUUACGUGAAAUAAGCUGCGAGGGAAGUAAAUCCUUUUUGUCUGUGUUUCAGUUUCUUCAGCAGUAUCGCCAUUACCAGUCCAAUGUGGAGAUAUUCAAACUGCAGCCAGCAAAGCCCAGUAAAGAUUUGGCUGAACUAGUGAUGUUCUUGGCACAGGUAAAAUGGCAGAAUCUAUGUGUGGUAUGGGAAGUUCUGCUGGGAUUUGUUUAGGUCGCUCUCAGUUCCCUUGCAGCCUUAACCACUAUUACGGACAGGAGGAAAUGGAACUGGUAGCGAAGACCUUAUUUACUGAUGAUGUGUUGGCUCUAAAAUAAAAAGAGAGAGAGCAAUCGCUUUGAUGUUCCUCUGUCUGUAAUAAGCUUAUUGCUUGACCCUUGCUCUGAUUUAUUUUACAUUUAUUUAUAAAAUUUGUAUGCCACCCUUCAGCCAUAGAUUACAAGGAAGUUCACAACAUAAAAGUAAAAGAUAAAAAACACAAAAUACACCAUAAAAAGAAGAACUCCCUCUGUGGGAUGCCCUCCCACCAGAUGUCAAAGAGAACCAUAACUCCCAGACUUUUAGAAGACAGCCCAUUUUAGGGAAGCUUUUAAUGUUUGGACUACUGUAUUUUAAUAUUUGGUUGGAAGCCGCCCAGAUUGGCUGGGGAAACCCAGCCAGAUGGGUGGGGUAUAAAUAAUAUUAUUUAUUAUUAUAACAAAAACAAGCCAAUAACCCCCUUCUCCUACAAACACGUUUAAAAGAGCAUAGGAUGAAAAUCAGCCAAGGCCUGGUGGAAAAGGAACAUUUUCACCCAGCACCUAAAGCCCAACCUAUCUGGAGAGAGCAUUCCACAAAUGGGGAGCCACUGCAGAAAAGGCCCUGUUCUUGUAUUGCCACCCUCCGGAUGGUUGACCUAAUUCACUCAGAAGGUUAUCAUGAGGGUAAAUGAAAGAUGCGUUGCCACAAACUCCUUGGAGGAAGAGUGCUAACAGAUACGAUGAAUCUAAUGCAGGAAUAGGAGACCAGAUGCUGUGGAACUCUCAGCUCCCAUCAGCCCCUGCCAGCAUGCCCAGUGGUCAGAGAAUAUAUCCAACAUCUUGUGGAUCAAAGGCUCUCCAUUCUUCCUCUGAGAUCUGUUGUGUCAUCAGCAUUGCUUUUUAUGGGUUGCUUUCUUCUUUACGUGUACCUUGAGGGGUCCUGUGGCCCUCCAGUUGUUCAACAACGUCUGGCUCCCAUCACCCCUGACCAUUGGCUGUGCUGACUUGGACUGAUGGGAGUUGGAGUCCAUAGGAGCCAACUCCAGGGGGCUGGAGUUUAUAAUACAGUGGUACCUUGGGACGCAGGUGGCGCUAUAGGUUAAACCACAGAGCCUAGGACUUGCCGAUCAGAAGGUCGGCGGUUCGAAUCCCUGCGACGGGGUGAGCUCCCGUUGCUUGGUCCCUGCUCCUGCCAACCUAGCAGUUUGAAAGCACGUCAAAGUGCAAGUAGAUAAAUAGGUACCACUCCGGCGGGAAGGUAAAUGCCGUUUCCGUGCGCUGCUCUGGUUCGCCAGAAGCGGCUUAGUCAUGCUGGCCACAUGACCCAGAAGCUGUACGCUGGCUCCCUCGGCCAGUAAAGCUAGAUGAGCACCGCAACCCCAGAGUCUGCCACGACUGGACCUAAUGGUCAGGGGUCCCUUUACCUUUACCUUUGUUCUCAAACGCCUUGGAACCCAAACAUGCAAACCCGGAAGUAAGUGUUCCAGUUUGCGAACUUUUUUCGGAAGUCGAACAUGGUCUGUUUUGAGUGUUACACUUCCGAUUUGAGAGCCACACUUCCGUUUGGAGUUUUACACUGAGGUCUGUCUGUUUUUGCAAUUUAUUUUGCGUUUUUGUGGCUCUUUCUUUGUGUGUGUGACUGUGUGGAACCCAGUUCAGCUACUGAUUGAUUUUGUGACUGCCGUACAUUGUUUAUUGCUUUCAUUUUAUGGAUCAAUGGUCUCGUUAGAUAGCAAAAUCCAUGUUAAAUUGCCUGUUUUGGGGAUUGUUAUUAAAAGUCUGGAAUGGAUUAAUCCAUUUUGCAUUACUUUCUAUGGGAAAGCGUGCUUUGGUUAUGGAACAGACUUCCGGAACAGAUUAAGUUUGAGAACCAAGGUACCAAUGUAUAAUAUAAUUGUGGGACCAGGCACCCACAAACUCAAUGAGAAAAGGCGGCAGCGGUGCUGUGUCCGAGAGAGAAGCAGUUCAACUCUGCCUUCCGUACCCAGCCAGCGAGGCACCCUUUUCCAGUGGGUAGGGGCCUCUCUGCCUCUGAGUCCUUCCUCAUGGAAAAGGGUGCCUCACUGACUGCUGAGAGGAGGGGGAAGUGGAGCCGCUGCAAUGCGGAAGUGUGACGUCACAUGCGCACGCCUGCACAUAGUGCACCCACAAUUCUGAUGGAAACAUGGCACCCCGUUGGGAGUCCAGCAGUAUCUGGAGGGACACAUACAGGCUUUCCACUUUAUGUCAAGCUUCUCUACUUUCUGUGCAGGUUGGCCACUGCUAUCCUGAGUACCUGGCAGACUUUCCACAGCAGCUGAAGGAACUGCUGUCCUACAAUCACACAGUCUUGGAUGCAGAUCUUCGAAUGGUGACUCUGAUGUUAAAAUACUAAUACUUCCUCAUCUGGGGCAGGGAAUUCUGUAGGGCAUGACACCUGCAAUUUGGGAAGAAGUUCUUCUUUUCCAGUACCAAGGGGUUGCAGUGGUACAAUGCAUUUCAAUUCUUUCUCCAUGUUUUUUUCUCUGCAUCUGCAUGACAAAAUUUACAUUUUGCUCCAAACUCAUAGAAUCCAUGCCAGUGCACAUGUUUGGGGGGUGUUCAACUGAAGGUCAUGUGUAUGUGGGUUCAGUUGAAAAGGGAGACUUGAUACAUUGGGGUUUAGAAGCUGGAAGAAAUGGCAAUGUCGGUAUGUUUUAUUAUUGUUCUUACUAUGCUGUGGCUUCCCUUAAGGAAACCUCUACAAAGAAAUCACUGAAUCAAAAAUCUCAGCACAUUUGUCAAUAUAACAUUUUUGUUAAAACCUGGUUAAGGAUUGCCAGUUGUCAUUCUCAACUGUGUGAAAGCUCAGCUCCCAGAAAUGGCCAGUUUUGCAAGUUGAACAGAGUAUACGAAUUUCAUUUGCAAUACAUGUAGAUUUUGCAUAAUAUUGCGAUUCCCAGCGGACAAGCAAAGACAUAUGGAGAGUGUUCAAGUUCUGCUCAGUGAUCACUAGCAGUCCUGUUGAGCAGGCAUGUGAGAACUUGUCACACACGCAUUUUCAAGCUUAUCACUAUGAACAUAAGGACUAGAAACUUCCUUUAAAAAUAAAUUGAAAGAUGAUAAACUCAGACUGCUGAAUUGUUGAGCACCAGACUCGAUGUUUGUACGUAUAUCAUAAAAGCAGUUUUUGUGGCGUAUAAAAAAAAAAUUAAAAAUCCUGAUAACUGGUAACCGGUAACUUCUUUCCCUAUUUGCAGACAUUUUGCAAAGCUCUAAUCCUGCUGAGAAACAAGAACCUUAUCAACCCCACAAGCUUGCUGGAACUUUUCUUUGAGCUCCUCCGUUGCCACGAUAAAUUUUUACGAAAAGUGAGUAGCAAAGUUACUGUCCCUGUCGGUCUUUUCUUGUUUGUUCAUAAUAUGCAGUUUUAAAAUAAUGGACUGUAGGCGCACUUGUACCUUGCCUACAUGACUUGGGACCCCUUCUUAAGAGGGUGAAUUCCCUGCUGUGAAAUGUCAUUCCUCCCAUUAGCCAGGGGCAUGUUUGUUGCAUUUACCCUUAUAUGUGGGAUUUGAGGUGGGGGAUAACUGCAGUCUGCAGAACAUCCCUGUCCCGUCCCCCCAUCGCUUAUUCUCCAGGAGGGUUUGAUGGAAGUGUUCCAACACAAACAAAUCACAAAGGCUGAUGAGGGUCCACUGCCAGUCCUUGCUAAGAGAAUUACUCUAGAAGGGGAAGCAGAAACCAUAGCUGGAGAGACAGGAAGGAUGGACAGAAGAAGAAGAAGAAGAAGAAGAAGAAGAAGAAGAAGAAGAAGAAGAAGAAAAGUUUGGAUUUGCUAUCCCGCUUUAUCACUACCCAAAGGAGUCUCAAAGCGGCUAACAAUUUCCUUUCCCUUCCUCCCCCACAACAAACACUCUGUGAGGUGAGUGAGGCUGAGAGACUUCAAAGAAGUGUGACUAAGCCCAAGGUCACCCAGCAGCUGCAUGUGGAGGAGCGGAGACACGAACCCGGUUCACCAGAUUACGAGUCUACUGCUCUUAACCACUACACUACUCUGGACAGAAGAGCUAGAGUAGAGGAGGGGAACCUGGGGGCCAAAUGAGAACCUCCAAAUCUCUCUACCUGGCCCUUGGGACUCUCCCUAGUCCACAUCCCUAACUCACCCUGCUCUGUGUUCUCCUUGAGUACUUUGGCUCGACUGAAAUGGGACCUUGAACAGUGAAGAUCCCUCUUCAAUAUGCAAACCUCUUCUUUUUGUGUGGCUGGAAUGUAGCCCAUGCUACGCAGAUAAAAGUCUUACCCAUUGCUCUUCUCACUUGUGCUCACUCACUGCUGGCAUGGAGCCCCCAGAAGGUUGCCAACGAAGGAAUGUGGCUCUCUGAGUGAAAAGUGUUCCCCAUCCUGGGCUAGAUGCUGCUACUGGGCAGGUCUUUGCAAGAGCAACCUUUGUCCAGCAGUGGCCAGAGUACCGGGCAAAGCCCUGAGAGCCCUGGGUUAAAAUCACAGCUCUGCCACAAAGGUCAGUGGAGCCUAGUCAACCCACCACACAUACUUGCCCAUCUAUCUCUGUGCUCUAGAUUAUUUUCUUUGAAGGAGCUCUGGGUAUUUCCAGCACUUUGUUCCCGCUGUUGCUGAACAUUCUUGUUUUUGGCAGACGCUGUACACCCACAUUGUGACGGAUAUCAAGAACAUCAACGCAAAACACAAAAACAACAAGCUGAACACGGUAGGUUGUGGCUUCUGCUUCGAAUUCCGGUUUGUGCGGGACAGAAUUCUUUCUUGCGAAACCUUUCCCCCUCUUCCCCCCCCCUCUCUCUCUCCCCAGACCCUUCAGAACUUUAUGUACACUAUGCUGCAAGACAGCAAUCCAACAGCAGCCAAGAUCUCGCUGGAUGUGAUGAUAGAGCUAUACAGAAGGAACAUCUGGUAAGUGGCUGACAUGGGAAAUAAUCCUGUGAGGAACUGCAAGAAAAGAUAAAACGUGAUGUGCCCAAGUUGCCAUUGUUCCUUAUUCCAGAGUGUGAACACUUUAUUUAUUUCUCCAGGAAUGAUGCCAAGACUGUGAAUGUCAUCACCACAGCUUGCUUUUCCAAAGUCACAAAGGUAAGAAACUAUUUUAGCUUUAUUUUGUUUUGUACAAAUUCUAGCAGGGUAACCACAUUGUGUUUUAAUGGGAUUGUUUUAUCAUGCGUUUUAGUUACAGUGCAUUUUAAUUUACAGUUUAUUGCACAACCGAUCCAGUGGAACAGGCUUCCUCAACCUCGGCCCUCCAGAUGUUUUGAGACUACAGUUCCCAUCGUCCCUGACCACUGGUCCUGCUAGCUAGGGAUCAUGGGAGUUGUAGGCCAAAAACACCUGGAGGCCCGAGGUUGAGGAAGCCUGCAGCGGAACCUCGGCUUUCUAACGUAAUCCGUUCCAGAAAUCGGUUCGACUUCCGAAACGUUCGAAAACUGAGGAUCAAAGUGUUGGUUAUUUUGCAGAUUAGUUGUGCUGCAGAAGGUGUGCUGGGGAGACCACAAAUUCAAGAAACGCAAAAGUAACUUUUGCUAGGUUUUAGUAACAAAAACUCCUUUUACACGAAAUUACAUUAUAUCAGUAAGUAUGACCCAUCCACCAGGGUACUGAGAGAGCUACAUGCUGCUCUUUACAUACUAUACCCAGCAGCUUAAUUAACAUAAUUUAACAGCAUCUGCUAGUCUGCUUCAUAGCUGUAAAACUAGGUCAUGUUAUUUGCUCUGGCCCUUAAACACAUACACAUUUUGUGAAACAAUAAUGAAACCCAAAAUUUAAAGAAACCAUUCAACACAAAGGGCUGUCAGCCAGUUCAGUGGAGAAAAUUGAGAAAUGCAACUUGGAAGCCAUUCGACUUCUGAGGUGCGUUCGAAAAUGGAAGCAUUCACUUCCGGGUUUUCGGCAUUCAGCUUCUGAGACUUUCGGCAGUCGAGAUGUUAGAAAACCGAGGCUUGAGUGUAACCAAUUCCACAACAUGGUUAAACCCCUUAGGGCUUAUUCUGGCUUUAAGUGGCGUAUAAUAAAUAAGUUACAGUAAAUAAUUAUUAGUCUGUUGCAGCAAAACCAGCAGCAGAUUUUUGUGGCACCUUUCUAGGCAUAGGGUUGUAUAAACUGAGGGUAGGGAACCUUCUUCAGCCCACGGACCACGUUUCCUUCUGGGCAGCCACCUUGGACCCAGUUGUGGCCAGGCAAAAGCAGACAGAGCAAUGAAUACUAGAAGAAGAAGAAGAAGAAGAAGAGUUUGGAUUUGAUAUCCCGCCUUUCACUCCCUUUAAGGAGUCUCAAAGCGGCUAACAUUCUCCUUUCCCUUCCUCCCCCACAACAAACACUCUGUGAGGUGAGUGGGGCUGAGAGACUUCAGAGAAGUGUGACUGGCCCAAGGUCACCCAGCAGCUGCAUGUGGAGGAGCGGGGAAUCGAACCCAGUUCCCCAGAUUACGAGACUACCGCUCUUAACCACUACACCACACUGGCUCUCAAUUUACCUUUGUACAGUAGGCUGGUUUCUAUACACAUUUGCACAUCCUACUCUUAUCUCGGACGAGCAAGAGGCAUUAUCAGAAUUCAAGUACACAUCCCAUCCGGGCAGCGACGUUCAGUGACGGUGUGAAGCAGGGAGAGUAAAGGGCAUGGCCUGAGUUGUAUUCCAAGUUCACUUAGAGAGACUUGGAGAACUGUAUUUGGUCCCCAGAACCAAGGCUGGUUUAGCGCUCCAAGAAUGAGCCUAGUCUCCACCCAGACUCAUGUGCCAGAAACUGGCUGUAAAAAUAACCGUUUUCUCCUUCUUGUGCGCUUCUCUCCCCAAUCUACGCAUCUCGCGGCUAUUCAGAUACUAGUUGCUGGCUUGAAAUUUUUCCUUGGAAAGGAUGAAGAUGAGAAAAGAGGCAGUGAUUCAGAAUCAGAGGUUAGUGCAUCUGGGGCGAUGACUUUGUGCUAGUUCCUCAUGGAGGAGGUAAAAGCGAUGCCAGGAAUGUGCCACAGGUAUAAAUGCCUGGACAGUAUUCUUUUAGAACUUAUUUUCCGAUUGCUUCUCUGUUUAAGAAACAAAAGAACUCUGGGGGCAGGGGACCCAGGAAUUAAGGAGAAGGUUUUUCUUUCUGACAUAUGGAGGGGGCUAGGUUUUUUUUUUUAAUCCAGACUUUUCUUCCUGACUGAAACCCUCCAUAUGCUAUAUUAAAUUAUUAUUAUUAUUAUUAUUAUUAUUAUUAUUAUUAUAUUCUUGCAACGAUUAAAGGAGUAAAAAACAUUCUGCUGACGUUGACAAUAACAAUAUUCCAGUGAUCCUAACUUAAAUGCGUAGGGUAUGUCUAAAAGAUAUGGAUGCUCAUAAUCUAUACAUUCAAAUGUAGAAAGCGCAGUGAACUCUUCAGGGCAAUGAAUUAUGAUUAUGAUUAUGAAUGAUUAUGGGUGUUUUGUAUAAUUUAAAUUCCAUUGACUUUGAUGUUGCACUGCUGUGCAAGUUAAGGGCUCCAUGAUGGAAGAAAGGUGCACAAAAUUAUUUCAUUUUGUUUGUGCCCUGUGCUGAAAAGCCCCCUAGAGUGGUUUACAUUCAAUUAAAAGCAAGACAGUCCCUGUUUGCAGGCUUAUAAUCAAAACAAAAAACCAGAAACACAGCAUGCAAGGGCAAAGGGACAGAGCGGGAAGAGGGGCCGGGAGCAAACUCAGGCACCAAUUCUUAAGUAGUAGUUCUUAAAAUGAUGAGCUGGCAUAUAAACAGCUCUGGGCCGGAGGUGCCUGAUGGAGCUGCUUUUUCAGCAGAGCUUGAUGGAGUGAGCCUUGCUCCCCAUCUCUUCCACUGAGGCAGCCUGAUGGAAUGGUUUUAACCUUUAAAGCCCUAUACGGCCUAGGACCCUCGUACCUACAGGACCACCUCUCCUGGUAUGUCCCAUGGAGGACCUUAUGGUCUUCAAACAAAAACAUCUUGGAGGUCCCGGGCCACAGGGAGCUUAGGCUGGCCUCAACCAGAGCCAGGGCUUUUUCAGCUGUGGUUCCAAUCUGGUGGAACGCUCUGUCACAAGAGACUAGGGCCCUGCGGGAUUUGACAUCUUUCCGCAGGGCCUGCAAAUCAGAGCUGUUCCACCAGGCCUUUGGCCAAGGGACAGUCUGACCCCCUCCUCAUAGAACUCCAGCCCAAUGGUUGCCAUUAAUUUGAUUCAGAAUUGAUUUUAGAAUGUAUUUCAAUUAAUAGAUUGCGAUUUUAUGUAAACUGUGUUACUUUUACUGUUGUUAGCCGCUCUGAGCCUGGCUUCGGUUGGGGAGGGCAGGAUAUAAUUUUUUUAAAAAUAUUAUUAUUAUUAUUCCGGGUGACAGACAGAAUUACUUUACAGUUCAGCAGGAUAUGACUACAUGCUUUCCCCAGUGCAAGGCUUUGUUUUGAGAGUUAAACCACUCUUCCAUCUCUGAUAUUCCUUCCCAAGGACGAUGGCCCCACAGCAAGGGACUUAAUGGUGCGAUACUCCACGGGAAGGAAGACCACCAAGAACAAGAAGAAGCUGGAGAAAGCGAUGCAAGUCUUAAAGGUGAGCAGCGAGAGGCAGAGCGGUCCAGCAAGUCGAUGCUUGGAAGUUUGCCAGAGUGACCUGGGCUCAAAUCCCCACUCAGCUUUGAAGCUCAUUAGAUAGAUAACGAUUAAAAAUUUAUUAUUUGUAACCCGCCUAUCUGACUGGUUGCCCCAGCCACUCUGGGCGGAUUCCAACAAAUAUAAAAGCAUAAUGAAACAUUGAACAUUAAAACAUCCCUAUACAGGUCUGCCUUCAGGUGUCUAUAUAUACGUAUAGUUAUUUACCAUCAGAAGGUUGCCGGUGAGCUCCCAUUGUUUGGCUCCAGCUCCUGCCAACAUAGCAGUUCGAAAGCACGUGAAAGUGCAAGUAGAUAAAUAGGUACCACUCCGGCCGGAAGGUAAACGGCGUUUCUGUGUGCUGCUCUGGUUUGCCAGAAGUGACUUAGUCAUGCUGGCCACAUGACCCGGAAGUUGUCUGCGGACAAACACCGGCUCCCUCAGCCUAUAAAGCGAGAUGAGUGCCACAACCCCAGAGUCGUCUGCAACUGGACCUAACAGUCAGGGGUACCUUUACUUUUAAGUUCUCAUUUCCUGCUGAACGUGGCUCUCUCCUGUUUCCCCCCGUCACACAGAAACACAAGAAGAAGCGGAAGCCAGAGGUGUUCAACUUCUCAGCGAUUCACUUAAUCCACGACCCACAAGGCAAGUUCUUGACAGAUGCGCUCUUUGCCGAGGAUGAUAUUGAAGCAGAAUAGGAAAAGUGGAGAACCUAAAGGGUUUUAGGUGCUGGGUGUGGUGGACUACGGCUCUACCGUUGGGUCGGUGGGACACUUGACCUGGAAGACAUUGUUAUUCCAGCUAAAACCAAUGGGUACCCUGACUCCUGCACCGUGACAGAACUGCCCCCAAGGGGGAGCAGAAUUUCCCUGUAGCUCCUCAGCAAAAAAUGCCCCUAUUGGACAGGUUUUUUUCAUUCUCAGAGAAGCAUGGAUGGAAGCUGUGUAGGGAGGAGGAGCCCCUGAAUUGCAAAAAGUCCUGUUGAUUUUGUGGUUGCUCCUCACAGCCAGCGGCCGUACAUUUUUAGAUUAGCGGAAGAUGGAGAUCUGAGACAAUCACUCACUUAAAAAGCCCUGCAGUGAUAACCACAGGAUGCUUUGUGACUUAAGGAUUUCUUUUCUGAGCUUUCUUCUCCUCUAACUCUUCCCCCCUCCCCUCUUCCUUGGUUCCCUUUUUACUUUUUUAGACUUCUCAGAGAAACUAUUGAAGCAGCUGGAAACUUCAAAGGAGAGGUUUGAAGUGAAAAUGAUGCUUAUGGAUCUGAUUUCUAGGCUCGUUGGAAUCCAUGAGGUAGGAAGAAAUCUGUAGGCUUAAUAAGUUUUCGGCACAUGUAGAAAAGCUGUCAGAUAUUUGGGACGGGGGUACACACUUCUUCAAGAUAAGGGAGCUGUUAAGAGUAUUUAAGAGUACAAAAAUUAUUUUAAUCUUCUACAUACUUCUAAUAUCUUUAUAAAAAUCUUUUUUACUGAUCAUUUUCAUGUUCUGAACAGCUUUGAUAUUCUAAAAGCUUUUUGGUAGAGUCAAGUGGUGUGUAAAUUUUGUUAGAUGAAUACAUAAAAUAUCAGGCAUUCUCUGUACUGUAUAUACAACCACAUUUCUUAAAAGUGUGUGCAUGUUUUCUUUUAUGAAUAUUCACAUAUGAAAACGUUACGGAUGCUUUCAUGAUGUGAUUAUGAAUAGCGCUUUUUGAACAUUUAUAACCCCAUUCUUUAUCCAAAAAGGAUGACAUUGGAGGCAUGGCACGUGAGGAAAAAAGGAAUGGGAGGGAGGAGGAAAACAGCAGGCUCACGGACAAGUUCUUAAAGUUACAACUGAUGUCAGUGGCCCUGCUGGCUGUCUUGCCUUUGAUAAAGAGUAGUUCUUUCUUAUAAAAACCAGAUUUGGUCCCUCUCCCCGCCACACCUACCCUGAGCUGCAUCUGGGAAUUGUAACUCUUUGAGGGGGGAAUAGGUGGUCUCCUAACAACUCUCAGCACCCUUCACAAACUACAACUCCCAGAAUUCCUUGGGGGAAGCCAUGGCUACUUAAAGUGGCAUCAAAGUGCUUUACCUGUAUGGCGUAAUUGCAAUCUAAGGACACCAUUACACUGUGUUGAGCAACCAAAGAUUGCUUUUUGCACCAUUUAUCUUCCCUUUGCUGGGCUGGGCUGGUGCUGUAGCUCCAACAUUCUUGAAAUCUACUGAUGCCAUUGUAGCUGCUGGCUUUGCCCCAAGUCCCUCUUCCAAUGGCGCACCCUCCGUUCCCCAGAGAUCUGGGGAUUUAGUAGUUCACCCGGGGUGAGAAAUGAAGGUGCCCAUUUGACAUCUUGUGGGUGCUCUGUGUCUCCCCAGCUUUUCCUCUUCAACUACUACCCUUUCCUGCAACGAUUCCUGCAGCCACACCAGAGAGGUAAGUGGUCACACAGGUGGCACUGUGGUCUCUGAGCCUCUUGGGCUUGCUGAUCAGAAGGUCAGCGGUUCGAAUCCCCGCAACGGAGUGAGCUCUUGUUGUUCUGUCCCAGCUCCUGCCAACCUAGCAGUUUGAAAGCACGCCAGUGCAAGUAGAUAAAUAGGUACCGCUCCAGCGGGAAGGUAAACAGCGUUUCCAUGUGCUCUGGUUUCUGUCACGGUGUCCCAUUGCACCAGAAGCAGUUUAGUCCCGCUGGCCACAUGACCCAGAAAGCUGUCUGUGAACAAACACCGGCUCCCUCGGCCAGAAAGCGAGAUGAGCGCCACAACCCCAUAGUCGCCUUUGACUGGACUUAACCAUCCGGGGGUCUUUUACCUUUACCAUCUGCAGCAAUGGCAAGAUUCUGUCUUGCACCAUGUCAGACCAAUACUGUCUAUUGUAGACAGUACUGUGCGGUUCUAAAGCACGUCAAAGCGCAAGUAGAUAAAUAGGUACUCCUCUGGCGGGAAGGUAAAUGCCGUUUCCGUGCGCUGCUCUGGUUCACCAGAAGCGGCUUAGUCAUGCUGGCUACAUGACCCGGAAGCUGUAUGCCGGCUGCCUCGGCCAAUAAAGCGAGAUGAGCACCGCAACCCCAGAGUUGUCCGCAACUGGACCUAAUGGUCAGGGGUCCCUUUACUGAGAUGGUCAUAAUAACCUUGGCUUUGUGUAGGCAGCUUCCUUUGCUCCUAAUAUCCCCUCCGGUUUGGAGGCUACCCUAAUUUGAAAAUGUAUCUGUAUUUCCCCCAUCUCUACAACAGCCUUUUUCUCUUUCGUUUUCCCCUUCUAGAAGUUACCAAAAUUCUCCUCUUUGCUGCACAGUCCUCCCAUCAACUUGUCCCGCCUGAGGUGUGUAAUUCAUUUAUUCGCUCAUUUAUUUAUUACAUUUUGCCUUUCCAAGAAGCUCAAGGGAGUGUAUGUGGUUCUCCCCCCUCUCUACUUUCUCCUCACAACAAGCCUGUGAGGUAGGUCAUCCUGAGAGAGACAGUAACUAGCUCAUGUCGAGCUUCGUGACUGAGUUAGCAUUUGAACUGGGGUCUCCCAGGUCUUCGUCAGACACGCUUUCCAAAUCACAUGGAUCUUUCCAAGGGCUGGGAAAAGGCAAAGGGAAGCAACUCCUGAGCCUUCAGGCUUUCAGUGGCCAUGUUGAGAUGGGUAUCUCUCCAAGCCACAGUUUAGUGUGGCAAGAUCCAGCCACAGCGAGCCUUGGGCUCACACGCUUCCCUCUCUGCCACACCUCUUUCCUCCUUCGUCGUAGCUGCGGCGUGAAGUUAGCAAGCUUUUGCUUGUACAGCUAGCCAUUUUCAUCCAGUCUGGCAAACUGUUGUUAAUAAUCUUUGUCUUUUAUAUAUAUAUAUUAGUUUUCAAUUACAAUAACCCAAUAAUAACCUCGUUCUAAUAAUGCCAAUUUUUAAUACAAUUAAUAAUACCAAUCACUGAGAUGCCAAAUUAUACAAUUUAGGUGGGCUCCCCUCAUGCUAGAAUUGAUGGUUUGAUGAUUUACUUCAUUUCUGCCUUCUAAAGUCUUAUAAAUUACGAUUACGCUUCAGUCAGAAUAACAAUCCCUUAUAUCGCAACUGCAGUUUUAACGACUUCCAUUCGUAUUGACACAUUAAAUGAUGUGUCCUUAAAGGGAGUGAAAGGCGGGAUAUCAAAUCCAAAACUCUUCUUCUUAAUUGGCUUUGGCUGAAACCUGCCAAAUUCAAAGCAGCUCAUUCUCAUUACCCUUUGGUUGCAUCCACAACCAGCCCUAUCUGGAAGACGCCUUCUACACAAUAAAUAACUGGGUACUCCAAGUGCAAAUGGCCUCGUGUGACAAUUGCCCAUGGAUGUGUUUACUUUGAUAGAAGAGUUUGGAUUUGAUACCCCGCUUUAUCACUACCCUAGGGAGUCUCAAAGCGGCUAACAUUCUCCUUUCCCUUCCUCCCCCACAACAAACACUCUGUGAGGUGAGUGGGGCUGAGAGACUUCAGAGAAGUGUGACUAGCCCAAGGUCACCCAGCAGCUGCAUAUGGAGGAGCGGGGAAGCGAACCUGGUUCCCCAGAUUACGAGACUACCGCUCUUAACCACUACACCACACUGGCUUUCCAUAUUGUGUAGACACCUGCAACGCUGCUACUGACCCUUUUCAAAGUGUUUUGAGUGUGCCCUAUGUGUUUCUUGCAAACUUGCAGGCAAGGACGGUGGUUGCCUUUGACCUGUUUUUGUCUCCUGCGUGGAAGUAACUUUUCUAGUGUGAAGUGGCCCAGAGCUAAAGGGAAGAUGCUCUGUUUAAGCUUUUAAAGUGUAUUUGUACUCUUGCGUGUAUGUUCCUGGGUGAUGAUGAAUGCAGUUAAAACAGCAGCAUCGGCAAAUCUGGAUCUGUCUUACCUCUUUGCUUUCUUUAUCGCCAGAUUGUCCAGUCAGUGCUGAUGACAAUAGCCAACAACUUUGUCACGGAAAAAAACUCCGCGGAAGUGAUGACCGUCGGGUAAGUAAAACUCUAAAGCUCAGGGACGUCUGAGCUUGGAUAUGCGUGAAUAUGGGUGGGAAGUGGUUAGACAAGGGUUUCCCAAACUUGGGUCUCCAGCUGUUUUGGACUACAACUCCCAUCAUCCCUUGCUAGCAGGACCAGUGGUCAGGGAUGAUGAGAAUUGUAGUCCCCAAAGAGCCGGAGACCCGAGUUGGGGAAACCCUGGGUUAGACUGAGCGGAAGUGCUUCUAUUUCCUGUUAGGAAUGUUCGUUUUGAUUCUCAGUUUUCAUCUUGUACUACAACUACCACUGAAUAGCAAUUUGCCAUUACUCAGCAAAUUAAACAAUGAAAAAUAAGUGGAUUUUCCUAUGCAAGUUGCAGAUUCCAGCUUUUUCUAGAGCAGAUUUUUGGUUGCUUCCACACUUUUCAAGCGUACCAUAAUUUUACCAUGGUUUGAUAUUUUUAAAUGUCUUUAAUUUUUCCAGGAUUAAUGCUAUUAAAGAGAUAUCUGCUAGAUGCCCUCUGGCCAUGACAGAAGACUUGCUGCAAGACCUGGCGCAGUACAGAUCACAUAAAAACAAGAGUAAGUUUGCUACUUUACAUGGGCACGUUUUUGACUUAAGGACAUAUUUGGGUUUCUCUCCCUGUUGGUUCAUGAGGACUAGGAACCUAUUAAGUCUACAUUGUGUUCUGUCCCAGGUGCCGGCUGCUUAUUCAAAGAGUUGCUGGGUUUCUUUGAUUCCAUUUACUCCAUGAAUAUUUUAUUUGGCUAUGAUAUUUUAGUUCAUUUUUAUUUUAUCGAGAGUUCAGGUGCCCUUUUCAUUUGUUUAUGUGAAAAAUGGAAAGCAACUUCCAGGAGAAAAGCUAGUUUAAUUGAGAAAUGUGCUUUAUAGUCAGUCUGAACCCUGCCCUGAGAACAUCUUCGAUUCAGUCCCAUUUUUCUCUGCAGAUGUAAUGAUGUCGGCAAGAACGUUGAUACAUUUGUUCCGGUCGCUCAAUCCAAAGAUGCUGCAGAAAAAAUUCCGGGUAAAGCAUGCCUUGAGUUUUCAAUGCUAGUGCGAUAACUGGUUUGUUAAACACUUGAUAAAGUGCAUCUCUGGAAUAUUAUCUUCCUCGUGGCUGAAUGAAAUAGUAGGAUGUGGUUGUAUGUUGUUUUGGACAUUUUAGGGAAAGGGAUUGUUCUGCCACCUGCAGAUUCUGUCUGCUUUCAUGGAGUGCAAGGCAGAGAGCUUUCCCUGGAAAACGGGAGACUUGAAAUGAUUCUUGCAUAGUUUUGCCCCUAGCAACAGGUUUUCUCCCAGCAACAGGUCUUCCCUAGCAACAGGGUUUCCUUGGUGACCGACUUCUUUAUUAGACAUGCUCUGAAGGAGAGAAGUGUGGCUGUUACUGUGCCCAGGUGACUGAAGAACAGCGAGGAGAAGUGAUUCUCUAUACUUAAUUUUACUUAAUUUUUCCUUAGACCAGUACAAUUGUACCUUAGAAGUCAAACGGAAUCUGUUCCAGAAGUCCGUUCGACUUCCAAAGCAUUUGAAAACCAAAUUGCGGCUUCUGAUUGGCUGCAGGAAGCUCCUGCAGCCAAUCGGAAGCCUCGUUGGACGUUCGGGUUCCAAAAGAACGUUCGCAAACUGGAACAAUCACUUCUGGGUUUGCGGCGUCCGGGGGCCAAAAAGUCCGAGUUCCAGGGCGUUCAGGAUCCAAGGUACAACUGUAGCUGUUUAAGUUGUAGUGUUAAUUCUUCAAUAAAUACAUUAAGCAGAGCUGGAAUGGGUGAGGUGUUUAUUCCCACAUGGGAAUUCACUGACAGAUGACGUGAGAAAGAAGAUUCUGGGUGACUCUGCUGACUUAAAAAGGAAACCCUGUACUGACAGGAGCCUCACUCAACAGAACACACAAAGCCGUCCAAGUCUGUGACCGUCACUACACCUUGUGCAUUACAAUAUUUUGUCUCAAAUGAUUCCUGUGCAGUUUGUAGCCAGAAUGUGUUGCUCCUUUUAAAACAUGAACGCUUGUAUUGCUCUUAGGGUAAACCAACAGAAGCCACGUCGGAGGCCAAAAUCCACGAAUACGGGGCGUUGGAUGCCAAAGACUACAUUCCAGGAGCUGAAGUCCUAGAACUUGAGAAUAAGGGAGGAGAUGGGGAUCAGGAAGGAGGUUAGUUUUGCUUUUGCAUUUCUGGAGGUCACCCACUGCUCUGGGCCUGCGGGCACAUUUGCAAACUGGUGUGGGCGUCACACGUACCACAUGGCCUAUUCUGGCUGGCUUCUUUCAAGUCAAACUUUAGUAGGGGGAAGAGAGACCCUGUGGGUGCCAGGAAAGGUCUCUGCAGGUGCCAUGUUGCUGUUAGAGAGAGAGCAAGCCAGCUUAGUGCAUUUCAGGAUAGAUUUCCUGAACUUCUGCAAGUACGUUCGCAAACAGGAAAUGCUUAGUUGUCUAUGUCUGAUGUUUACAUUUGCUGCCAGUGCUGAUAGAUAACUGAGGCUGUCUUGUUCAAGGCAUUAUGUGGUUGGGAGUGUCUGGAUGGAUGGAAGUACAGUGGUAUCUCGGGUUAAGUACUUAAUUCGUUCCGGAGGUCCGUUCUUAACCUGAAACUGUUCUAACCUGAAGCACCACUUUAGCUAAUGGGGCCUCCCGCUGCUGCUGUGCCACCAGAGCACAAUUUCUGUUCUCAACCUGAAGCAAAGUUCUUAACCUGAAGCGCUAUUUCUGGGUUAGCAGAGUCUGUAACCUGAAGCGUAUGUAACCCGAGGUACCACUGUAGUUUUAUACCUGUCUUUCCACCCUCCAUGAGAGCCUCUCUGGGAUAUAACUGGGUCCUCGCAGGUGAGAGAUGGGAGAGGGGUAUUACAUAGUUAAUGCCUGCAGACUAUCUCGCCAGAGUGGUGCAUGCUCUGAUUAUCUCCCGCUUGGACUACUUCAAUGCGCUCUACGUGGGGCUACCUUUGAAGGUGACCCGGAAACUGCCAUUAAUCCAGAAUGCGACAGCUAGACUGGUGACUGGGAGUGGCCGCCGGGACCACAUAACACCGGUCCUGAGAGAUCUGCAUUGGCUCCCAGUACGUUUCCGAGCACAAUUCAAAGUGUUGGUGCUGACCUUUAAAGCCCUAAACGGCCUCGGUCCGGUAUACCUGAAGGAGCAUCUUCACCUCCAUUGUUCAGCCUGGACAUUGAGGUCCAGCGCCGAGGGCCUUCUGGCAGUUCCCUCAUUGCGAGAAGUAAGGUUACAGGGAACUGGACAGAAGGCCUUCUCGGUAGUGGCGCCCGCCCUGUGGAACGCCCUCCCACCAGAUGUGAAGGAAAUAAGUAGUUAUCUUUAAAAGACAUCUGAAGGCAGCCCCGUUUAGGGAAGUUUAAAAUAUUUAAUUCUGUAUUGUUUUUAACACUCGAUUGGAAGCUGCCCAGAGUGGCUGGGGAAACUCAGCCAGAUGGGCAGGGUAUAAAUAAUAAACUAUUAUUAUUAUUAUUAUUAUUGGAGGUGGGGAGGGUACCUUACAUGUGUGUGCUUGGCUGUGAUCAUCUGUGUGUGACUCUUACAAUUAGGGCUGGGUGAUUUCUAGCUUCCAACAUCUUUUCCCCUCCAUUGCAGAUGGCUGGGAGACUGCCAGUUCCGCUGAGGAGGAAGAUGACGAGGAUGGAGAAUGGGUUGACGUGCAUCAUUCCUCCGAUGAGGAACAGCAAAAGCUAGUGAGUUGCUGCUGCUGCUUCUGCUGCUGCUGCAUUUUAGCAAAAACAUCUUUAAAAUUUACGCACGGAGUUGCUUGCUGGGUGCAUUUGCACAACAGCAUUUCAUCAAGAAGCUAGGAAGUGUUGGUGGUGAAACUGACUUAAAUCCACACGCCUGUGUUGCUGAGGCUAGUGUGCUUGACCUGUACCCUGGAAACACGGACACGGCGGGGCCUCUGCGGUCCAGAUUCUGAGCCCUGGCAGAGCCUGGUGUACAAAUGCAUAACUGCCACAGGGUGGAGUCACUUAGCAGUAAAACACCAUACUCAGAUUUCGUGUGCACUUUUGCUUUAAAGGCAGAACAAAUCGAAAGCAUGCCUGUGGAAGAGCGGAAGGCCAAGGCGACGGCUGUCAGCAGCAGCAGACUCCUCACCCAGGAGGAGUUCCAGAAAAUCCGCCUUGCCCAGCUUAGCAAGGAACUGAAGUCUGCGCCUGGCAAGGCAGCAAAGAGGAAAAACAUUGAAAUAGAGAAUGAGGAGGAGUCCAGGUAAAUUAUUUAUUAUUAUUAUUAUUAAUUGAAUUUAUAUACCGCCCUGUACCUGGGGGGUCUCAGGGUGGUUCACAGAAUAAAAUCAAGAUAAAGGUAAAGGGACCCCUGACCAUUAGGUCCAGUCGUGACCGACUCUGGGGUUGCGGCACUUAUCUCGCUUUAUUGGCCGAGGGAGCCGGCGUACAGCUUCCGGGUCAUGUGGCCAGCAUGACUAAGCCGCUUCUGGCGAACCAGAGCAGUGCACGGAAACGCCGUUUACCUUCCCGCCGGAGCGGUACCUAUUUAUCUACUUGCACUUUUGGCGUGCUUUCGAACUGCUAGGUUGGCAGGAGCAGGGACUGAGCAACGGGAGCUCACCCCAUCACAGGGUUUUGAACCGCUGACCCUCUGAUCGGCAAGUCUUAGGCUCUGUGGUUUAACCCACAGCGCCACCCGCGUCCGAAAUCAAGAUAUAAAACCACAAAAUACAUAACAAUAACAACAACUCAAUAGCCCCUCACCCACAAAAAAGAGCCACAUUUUAAAAGGGCAUAUGAUAUCAAUCAGAUCAACCAAAGGCCUGGUUAAAAAGGAACGUUUCUGCCUGGCGCCUAAAGGUGUGUAAUGAAGGCGCCAGGUGAACUUCCCCGGGGAGAGCAUUCCACAGACGGGGAGCCACUGCAAAGAAGGCCCUUUCUCUUGUUGCCACCCUCCGGACCUCUCAAGGAGGAGGCGCACGAAGGAGGGCCUCAGAAGAUGAUUUCAGGGUCCGGGUAGGUUCAUAUGGGAAGAGGUGGUCCUUGAGAUAUUGUGGUCCUGAGCCAUUUAGCUUUUAUAGGUCAAAACCAGCACUUUGAAUUGGGCCUGGGAUUUAAUUGGUAGCCAGUGCAUGGAACUUGUGUACGAAGUUCCUAUGAUUUGCUCCAGCCCCUAUAGUUUGUGCAGUGUCAGUGAAACAGUCAUGGCUCUUCUAAAGGGGGGAGGGGGGAAUAGUUGACGCAUGAGGCCAUAUUAUUGCAUUUGCUCUUUUCAGGGGAGAGCUACUUUCGCUCAGGGACAUUGAGCAUCUUCACAAGAAACCCAAGUCGGAUAAAGAGACGCGGCUGGCCACAGCAAUGGUGAGGCGUUCUGUCCAAACGGUUUGGUUUAUGCUUGAAAUGAUGGCCAGCCAACGUAGCUGAAUGUUGGGAGAUUUCAGACACCAGAAAGCACUUCGCACAGCCUAUAGUUGAACUCUGGAGCUCACUCCCAAUAGAUGGCGGGGGGGGGGGGGGCUAGGAAUGGCCACCAAUUUGGGUGCCUUCAAAAGAGGUUUGUGACAAAUUCACGGGGAGUAAGUAGCUGCUAGAGAAAAAUGGCUGUUUGAAAACUCAGUUGCUGGGAAUCACAAAUGAGGAGACGGUUGUUGCUCUCAGGCAACCCUGCUUAAGGGCUUCACAUGUGCUUGGCCACUGUGAGGACAGGAUCUCGCAGGAUCAACUAUGAGAGCUGGACUGAGUGGGCUUUUGGCUGAUCCAGUAAGACUUUUUGUGUUCAGGAAGAUGAGAUUUUUAGAUGCUGGGAGAGUGAGGCUUCAGGGUCCAUGCCAGUCCCAUAAUGAGCAAGACAGUAUUCUGCAAAGCAGCAGAAUUGGGGGAAAGAGGAAGUGUUACACAACUCUAAUCAAGUGUCAUAACUGUGUUGAUUGCUAAAUUUAACAUCUCUUUCUCAGAAGCUCCGAACUGCCUGGCUGCAAAAAAAUAAAAUUAUUCUUAGCCCUAAACACACGGAAGUCCACGGGUGUAUCAAACGGUCUGUCUUUCCAGUGUUGCUCAUGUCUAGCUUCUCAGUCCCAUUUCUAACUGAUUUCUGUUUCCUCUUCACAACUGGAAGAAGCUCUCAAGUUCUGCCACUGAAGUCACAUAACGGUGGCCUUGCCAAACGUUAACCCCCACCUAAAGCUAUGCCUAUUCUAGCAACCUUGAAUUGUUUUUAUGAUGGUGCAUUGGCUACAAAGUGUUAUUUUACAUAUAUUUUAAAACAAGUAAGAGAACAGUUUGUGUGUGAGUUUUAGCAUUUUUUUCCCUUUCCUCCCCCUUUCGCUUUUAGGCAGGCAAGACGGGCAGGAAAGAAUUUGUGAAGAAGAAAUCUAAGCUGAACCCUUUUGCCAGCUCCACCAACAAAGAGAAGAAGAAGCAGAAGAAUUUCAUGAUGAUGCGAUACAGCAACAAUGUCCGGUCGAAAAACAAGCGCUCGUUCAGGGAGAAGCAGGCAAGUUCCUCGCAGCUUUUUCUCCCCUUGAAAGCUUCUCACGCCUGUGAAAAGAUCUGGCCAAAGACCCAAAAGGAGGGAUUUCCCCAGUUAGAAGUGGCAAUUUACCACAUGGGUGAAAUUGCUUUCUUUGCUAUAUAGUUAAGUUGUUCAACUUCAUAUUUCAACAAGGUGCAAAAGGCCUCUUUGGGCACUACUUACUAAAAAAUCACAAAAUACAAUUCUGUGAUUUUUAAGUAAGUAGUGCCCAAAGAGGCCUUUUGUACCUUGUUGGAAGGUACCAUGAGGGUCAUCUAGUCCAAGCCCCUGCAAUGCAGGAAUCUUUUACCCAAUGUGGGGUUCGAACCCACAACCCUGAGGUUAAGAGUCUCGUGCUCCAACAACUGAGCUGCCGAGUGUGUGGAAGGGAACAGCAGGGCUACACCACUACCUUCACCCUAACAAUAUGUGGCUGUUCCCAACCCUGCCCAUGCACAGAUGCCUGGAACCAGCAUAUUCCUCUCUGUCUUAAGCUUCCCAAAUCCUGGAAUCAUGCACAGUCAGGGCUCCAGAACCCAGAGAGAAACCUCCAUGUGCAAAGAUAGAUGCUUAACUACUUCCCUCCCUCAGAUGGGACCAAGAGGAGCAACACGUCGUCAAAAUAGGGUGCAGUUCUCUUCUGUACCUGCUUCACACGAUGUAUUCUGUGCAGGGGGCGGAGGUCAGGUUUCCAAAUGGCAUGUCUGGAAAAUGAGGGGGUUUCCCCCCCCUUUUAAAAAUAUUUUGUGGUACCACCUCUUGCAAACAAGCUAAGGGAUUUUAAUAGGUAAAGGGACCCCUAACAGUUACGUCCAGUCGCAAACGACUCUGGGGUUGUGGCGCUCAUCUCGCUUCAAAGGCCAAGGGAGCCGGCGUUUGUCCGCAGACAGUUUUUCCAGGUCAUGUGGCCAGCAUGACUAAGCCGCUUCUGAUGAAACCAGAGCAGUGCACAGAAAUGCCAUUACCUUCCCGCCGGAGUGGCACCUAUUAAUCUACUUGCACUUUUUGGUGUGCUUUCAAACUUCUAGGUUGGCAGGAGCUGGGACGGAGCAGCAGGAGCUCACCCCGUUGCAGGGAUUCGAACCGCCAACCUUGAUUGGCAAGCCCAAGGCUCAGUGGUUUAGACCACAGCGCCACCCGCAAGGGAUUUACUGGAAACCAAUAAUUGCAAUGGCUAUGUAAGAGGAGUACCUUGUCCUGAAGAGAAGGCUGGAAACGGUUUCUAGUUAAUUGCAACGGCAGUGAUGCUUUCUCGAAUCUUCUGCCAUGAAAACAGGAGAACUGUGUCUCAUCAACAGGCUGCAAGGAGCACAGAUGCAGCAGGGGUGCCUGUUUUCAUGGUGAAGGUGGUGCGGUCUCUGCAGUGAUGAAUGGGUCAACCUCACUAGUUCUCAGCACCCCUUAGAACCUGUGCUUACCCCAACUUCAUUUUCACCUUUUCCACAUUUCUAAAUACGAGCCUCUGUCCCUCGUGUCUGGAUAGAGAUAACCGAGAAAAGGAAGUGGGUGGUGAAAUGACAGAAGCUGGGAUUUCCAGGGCAUCAGGCAGAGAUUUCCCGUUUGGCAAAGUCACGUUUUGGGGAAGCCCCUUUCAGAAGCAGCUGCGGUUAGGAAAUAGUGUCAGCGUGGGGGAAUCCCCUGAUGUCAGCAAUCAGGGAAUCUUAAAGGAGAAACACUGUCUGAAGCAUGCACCGCCCUUUUCCUUUAAAUGAAGAACAUCUGAUGCUGCAAAGUGUGCUUUUGAGAAGUCCUUUAAGGCAGCCCUUGUGCUGCUCCCAUUUCGAUUACGAUUACGAUACGAUUGCAAUAUCUUUAUUGUCAUUGUCCCUUGCAGAACAAUGAAAUUGGAAAACUAGAUAAAACUACCACAAAACUACAUAAAACUACAUAAAAACUACAUAAAACUACAUAAAACUUUCAAAAACCCAUAAAAACUCUAAAACCCCAUUUUAAAAUACACUAUACUAUAGAGACCCCUUAUGCUGCGUUUAGAACCAGAAUUGCAUUUGCGUAGAAACUGUUUCUCAGGCAGCUAGUCCUGGCCUUUUCAGGCUGAAACAGGAGUGCAGGGCUGUCUUACAGCCUUCUGAAUUCUCCCUGCAUUCCCCAGAUAAGCUUUGGAGACUUGCAAAGCCACCCACUUAAUAGAUGGGCGGGCCACACCUGUUAAUUGUGUGACAUUAUGAUGUUGAGCAAUUGGCAGGUAGGUAGCCCUGCCCAUCUGCCAAAUUUGGCUGCAGGGCUGAUUCCGGGAAAGGUGUGCCGCAUGGAGAAAGGUUCCCCAUGCCUGGCUUAGGUGAUGGAGUUGUAAGUAUUACCCAAGUAUUGCAUGCUGAUGUGUAUCUUUCUGAUUUUGCAGCUGGCAUUACGAGAGGCACUCUUGAAGCAGAGGAAAAGGCUGGUGAAAUAACUGGCAUGAUGCCAGGACCCGGAAAUAAAACCGACUUAUGACUGGAGUGUUAACUAAUUGUACUGAAUGAACCAGCUCCAACAAAGACAUCUCGUACCUGCAAUUAACUUCAUUUUGCCUGAACUGUUAAAUUAUGUUUACCACCUUUGGAGCAAGCCAGUAUAUCAAACCUACUUCAAACCGUGCUUUAACAUCCUGACUUGUUCAGAACCACAGUUCCCUAUUUUAGACAAAACGGAGGACUGUAGCUAAUUAUAGUUAACUCCUGGCUUCCUGGCUUGGUUGUUCCUUCCACGAAGGAUGGGGCAAAGGGGCUGUUCAUUCAUAGCUUUUUAAGCAAAGAGGUGAUCAUCCAAACCUGGCCAUUGGUUGUGGUGGUGAGAGCUAGGUAUAAUACCUGAAAGGUGUUUCGACCUGGGAUGCAAAGAUGAAACAUAACUUAAAAUAUAUUUCCAAGUGGUGGCAGAUUAAAGACUAAUUAUGGCUGCUUCCAGACGACUUGCGUGUUUGAGCAUUCAUUCUGCCUUGUUUGCAGAGAGGUUACACUAAGUUGAGUUGAGCAGUUGUCACUUUUGCUCAUCAGACUUUUGCAGUAUGGAAAAAGAUUGUUUCAGGGGUGGGCACAUUGUGGCAAGGGUGCCUAAUCGACUUUAACUGCACAACCUAAAACCGCCAGUAUGCUGGUCAAUUCCACCUGCAAAAUAAUGAGUCUAGAAGCACUGCUUAUUCAUGAAAGAACAAUUACUUGGGUCUUAGCCCUACAUGCUCAGAGGAGCAAACCCUGUGGGCAGCAAUGGGAUUGAUUUAGGAAUAAAUCUGUAUCUGAGCAGAAAUUUGUAAAUGUUUUACAUAGAUGGAAGGAUGUAACUUCUGUAUUCCUGUAAAAUAUAUUUUAGAUCGUUCCCAUGGGUACUUGCUAAGAAUGUUAUUCUGAAUACA